Molecule: messenger RNA, 1700 nt
Organism: Salvia splendens (bonfire salvia)
Lineage: Eukaryota; Viridiplantae; Streptophyta; Magnoliopsida; Lamiales; Lamiaceae
Exons: 3
Coding region: 861-1538 (225 amino acids)
Source: RefSeq, a predicted model, not a curated record
UUUUGUGAUUCUAUAUGUAACUCUGAAUUUCAAUGCAGAAACAUGUUUGCUUUAUGUAUUUCUAAAUGUUGGAAUUGAUCUUCUCUGAAAUCAUUUAAUGUCAUUUCAUUUUAUUGUUCUUCGAUUCGUGUGGAAUUCGAUAUGAGAACUAUGUGAAUGUUGAAUGUGUUGUGAUAUUAACUUAAAAUGUUGAAAGUGCAUGUAUCUUAUCAUUAUUGACAUGUUAUUCAUCACAAUCAUUCAUUUAGUGCUGAUAUGUAUUCCUCAUGCUGCGAUAUUUAGCCGGACUUCUGAAUGUCUCGAGAAAUGCUUAAGAUAUAAUUUUUCAUUUUCAUGCUAUUGUCUUUCUGGAGGUGAAAAUGUCAGAAAGUGUCAUGGAGUAUUGGUAGAUUUGAAAAAGUAGUAUGUCCAAAAACUUUCACAGAAUGAGCAGUUGGGUAAAUGGAGUAAUAUUACUAUUUUUUAGCAGUUACAGUUUAAUGGAUAUAUAGUUAAUGAUACUGUAAUGCAAAUUGCCAUUAUCAACAGAGUUUCUUCUGAUGCACCCGUGCUCCAUCCUUGAUGUUUAUCUUCAUGUUUUGGAAUGUCAUUUAUUUGUAGCUAUAUUUGGUUGAUCAAUGCAGAAUAGGUUUUAGUUGAUUAGCAGCAAACAUAUAUGUAAAAACACUAAAUAAAGAACUGAUUGUAGAACAAAAUCAGAGACUCGAGGAAAAGAAAUAUGUUCAUGAACAUCAUUUUAUUCAUUCAUCAAAAUGUUAUUUAACAUGUAGAAUAGCACCAAGAAUAGCACAUUUUGUGAAGAUUAAGUUAUGUUUUAUGUUUCUAUUUGGAUAUUACAUAAUGUUUGAACUUAUAGUUAAAUGCCUAGAGGAGGAUUUACCGGACGACUUAGAGAAGCCUCAUCCCGUGGCACUCAGCUUAAGGAACUAGAGGACGUUCCUCCUGAGCUAGAGAAUAUAUUCACACUUUUUGACGUAGAAGUGUCACCAGAAGAAGAAGGGGAUGAAGAAACAGUUGGAGUACAUUCACCAACAGCACCUGAUCUCCCUGAUCGAUACGGAAGAAAAAUCAUACAUCUUAGGGAGGAUGGAAUGCUCUACCCUACCAAAGAUGUAGCUAAUAUUUGUCUUGAUGUUUUUCAUAAGAUUGUUCUCCCGGACGCCUUCUUUCAAAAAAGUCUUAAGCAACACCACAUUGAAGUUUAUUGGCUAGAAUUCAAGGAGAGGGUUUUGGAAAGGGCUGAAGAGUUGCGUGCUGAAGGGGAAGAUCCAGAUUACGAUGCAAUCUUUCUCGAGCUUUUUGGGAGGGUUAAGAAAAGGAAACAGGUUCCUGGAGCUGGGCAAGCGACAAGCUUGUAUUUUCCAUUUGCUACCAGCUCAGCUGCGGGCUCUGCAUCUUCCGGCUUGUCAUGCCUCAGCACUGAGCAGGUUGAUGAGCUUCUCGAGCGACGAGUACAGCCUUUGCAUCAAGAGAUCGAAGAAUUGCGGGAGCUAGUAAAAGUCCUCAGUCAGCAAGUUCAAGCAAGUUGUGGAAACUAAAUUGUGAUUUGUAGAAAAGAAUAUUAGAACUUGUGGAAAUAUGUGGAAAGCAUUGUUGAACUAAAUUGUGGAAACUAGUAGUAUUAGAACUUAAUUUGUGAUUUGAUUGAAUUGAUGUGAGAAACAAUAUUUUGUAUCUAUGUAAAAUUUGAAUUUUCAUCA